GAAGAAAACGAAGCACCAAGACACUUCCGAGGCAGCCGAGGCAGCAGGACACGAUGCGCUGCAUAGCGCUCACCGGUGAAGGUGGCGGUCGGGCUCAUUGUGUGCCAGGAACGACCUUCAUGAUUGAGUGCAACAAGUGUAUGUGUGGGCAGAGCGGCAGGCGUGCGUACUGCACCAAAAAAAACUGCCUAAAACUACUAGAUGAUGCGUGUGUACCUGGAAGAGUGACCCAAGUUGAGUGCAACACUUGUAUCUGCAGUGCUCAAGGAAGGUGGUCGUGUACCAAGAAGCUAUGCCACGGAUUCAAAUAUGAAGAAUGCGAACCCGGAACAAUACAGAAGGGACUUGGCGACAUGGCAGCUAAUCAGACGUGUAUUCCAGGCACGUCAUUCAGGAUCAGAUGUCAGCGGUGCUACUGCUCACACGAUGGUGUAUCGGCUGUGUGUCGCCGUCCACCCUGCAACGGUAUCAAAGAUAAUGCAAAGAACAAGUGA
Molecule: messenger RNA, 494 nt
Organism: Schistocerca cancellata (South American locust)
Lineage: Eukaryota; Metazoa; Arthropoda; Insecta; Orthoptera; Acrididae
Product: pacifastin-like protease inhibitor cvp4
Exons: 5
Coding region: 54-494 (146 amino acids)
Molecular function (GO): peptidase inhibitor activity
Source: RefSeq, a predicted model, not a curated record